AUGCUAGAGGAGGAGCACCCAAGCGGGGACGCGCUGAUGUCACUUGUGCUGCGGCUAGUGCAGCAGCAGGCCUCGGCUCACAGUUCUGCCAAGUUCACGCGCACCCGGUGGAUCACUUUCAUGGCCAUGUUCACAGGUUACGCCAGCUUCUACCUCACCCGUAACAGCCUGGCAUUCACAGCGCCCACCAUGAUUGAGGACCCAAGUCUGGGCCUGGACAUGACCUCAGUGGGGGGCCUCACCUCCAUGCUGCCGGUCGCCUACGGCUUCUCCAAGUUCCUGAGCGGCGUGCUGGGCGCGCGCACAUCACCCACCAUCCUCCUGUCCGGGGGCCUUGCAGCAACCGCCUUGGUGAACAUCGCGUUCGGAAUGUCAAGCUCGUACCCCGUUCUGCUGGCGCUGUGGGGACUCAACGGCCUGCUGCAGGCGAGAAUCAUUGCCGCCUACGGCUUGGGAGCUCCAGCAUGCGCGCGCAUCUUGACCCUCUGGUACCCGGACAAGGAGCGCGGCACCUUCUGGGGCUUCUGGACGGCCUCCAACAACAUUGGCGGCUUUGCAGCGCCCAUCCUGGCGGGCACAGCUGCCACCAUGUACGGCUGGCGGUAUGGCAUGUUUGCCCCUGGCGCCGUGGCUCUGGCCGUGUCAGUGCUGGUUCUGCUCUUCAUGAAGGACUCGCCCGAGAAGGAGGGCUUCCCGCCCAUUGACGAGGGUGCACCCAAGAAGAAGGUCGCGGAGGAGAAGCCCUCAGCAGACAAGGAGGACAAGCCAGGCCUGCUGACGCUGCUGGUGGAGGACUGCCUGAAGAACCCGUACGUGUGGCUGUUUGCCAUCUCCUACUUCUUCGUGUACGUCGUCCGGCAGGGCGUCACUUCCUGGUUCAUCUUCUACCUCAAGGACAAGGGCGUGCAGAACGCCGCAGUCCAGGUGUCUGGGCUUGAGCUGGGCGGUCUGCUGGGCAGCCUAUCCUCAGGCGCCAUCUCCGACUACCUCGUGCGCAACAACGAUGGCACCAAGGGAAACGUCGGCCUGCGCGUCCAGGUGGUCAUGGCGUAUGCAUUUGCCACUGCCGCACUGCUGGGCGUGUUCUGGGUGUCGCCCAACGUGGCAUGGAUCCAGUGGAUCAUUGUUGCUGCCGUCGGCUUUGCUCUGUACGGGCCUCAGAUGCUGAUCGGCCUGUGUGGCGCUGAGGUUGUGCGCAAGCCCGCUGUCUCCGCUGCUCAGGGAUUCCUCGGCUGGAUUUCCUACCUUGGUGCCGCCAACGCUGGUGUGCCACUGGCCAAGAUCGUGCAGACGUAUGGCUGGAACGCCUACUUCAUGUCCUUGAUAGGUGCAUGCGGCAUUGUCCUGCUGCUGAUGGCACCCAUGACGCGGCUGGAGAGUUACUCCCAGAGGAUGGCAAAGGCGGAGCUGAAGGCUGCUUGA
This is a messenger RNA of Coccomyxa subellipsoidea C-169, 1422 nucleotides long. RefSeq names its product MFS general substrate transporter. Gene Ontology annotation, biological process: glucose-6-phosphate transport; phosphate ion transmembrane transport. Gene Ontology annotation, cellular component: membrane. The record is from RefSeq and is a predicted model, not a curated record. The transcript is spliced from 10 exons. NCBI's taxonomy places the organism in Eukaryota, Viridiplantae, Chlorophyta, Trebouxiophyceae, Coccomyxaceae. Gene Ontology annotation, molecular function: glucose 6-phosphate:phosphate antiporter activity. The coding region runs from base 1 to 1422 and encodes 473 amino acids.